AGACAGCUUCUGGGAACAGCUCUCCGCCUCCCAGCUUCAUCAGGCCUCCCUCUCUCAGUCCAGAGCUCAAGGUCAAGGGUGCGCACGGCCAGAAACUUGCUCUGCAGAAUGCCACCUCGCCUCAAGCAGCAGCGCUAGGAGCGUGCGAUGAUGACGGGGAGGACGAAGACCAAAGCGACUGUCUCUCAGAAAUCGUCGAGCGGCUAUGAAGAGCGUCCCGCUCCAGCUUCGGCCAGUACAACGGUCGACAUCAACCUUGACCACGCUUCGGAGCUCUUCAUGCACCACAUCCGCAAGAUCGUUUCUGCCCAAACGGCGCGCGGCGAUCAUGCCGAGGCCCAAGCGGCAAAGCUUGGAGAGAGGGUCAAGACGCUGGAGGAGCAGGCACGUGACAGUGAAAGCAAGUACGCGCAAGCCGAGAAAGAUGCCAAGAAGUUUCUCGACGUGGCGAACGAGAACAUAGAGAAACUGCAAGAAGAAGUUCGCGGCCUAAGUCGAAAGGUGGAAGAGACACAGGCUGCGAGCGAAAAAGAGAAGGAGGAGAGACGCGAGGAAAGGAAAGAGUAUGAGAGGAUACUGGACGCAGAAAUCGCGGCUCGAAAAUCUGCGGAAGGAAGUCGCGAUCAGGCCCGCGAAGAGCUCGCAGCUCUUCACAGACAGAACGAGCUUCUUCGCGAGAGAGAUGAAGCUCGCGCGAAGAAUUUCGAGCAGGUAGUCAGUCUUGCUAAGAGGCUGAACCAAGAUUUCAGCGCUGCGCUCAAUGAGGCGCUGGAAGAAGCUCGCGCCGUCCCCCAGCAAGAGCUACCUGCAGCCGCCGAGUGACCCUGCCGACCUGCCUUCCUCCCCUUUUCCCCUGGUCCCUUCCCCCUUCCCGAUCCCUGUCCUCGCGACUUCGCCACUCGUACGCACGACCCCGUCAGACAUCACCUGAACCUCAAUGCACAAAGUUCCCCGCGAAGUUGGCUGACCUCUUGUGACACCGUGUAUCGCGAGGCUAAGAGCACGUUGCGAUGCCAGUCUGUCAACGAGAAGGCCUUUGCGCGCGACUUGAGCGGGGUUUUCGAGCUUUUCAGUGCCUUUCAAAUGCACUUGUAUACAGCAGUCUGUCAGGUAUCGAGAUGGCCGAGGUAUUCAGUCAUUGCUAGCCCAACGAUGGGCAACAGGCGAAAAGCAGCGUCGCAAGA
Molecule: messenger RNA, 1184 nt
Organism: Ceraceosorus guamensis
Lineage: Eukaryota; Fungi; Basidiomycota; Exobasidiomycetes; Ceraceosorales; Ceraceosoraceae
Exons: 3
Coding region: 148-822 (224 amino acids)
Source: RefSeq, a predicted model, not a curated record